GGCGACAUUUCCUGCCCCCGGGGCCAGGGUGAGAGGAGAGAUGAUGAGUUGCUGAGUGUGCACACCUUUCCGGACCACAUACACACACCCUGCUCUGGGAUCCCUUGUGAGGCUGCCCCCAUGGAGUUCCCCCUGGCCCAGAUAUGUCCCCAAGGGAGUCACGAAGUCCCCAUCCCAACCUUCAGCACCUUCCAGAUCACAGACAUGACCCGCAGGAGCUGCCGGAACCUAGGCUACACUGCGGCAUCUCCCCAGGCCCCGGAGGCUGCCUCCAACCCAGGGAAUGCUGAGAGGGCAGAGGAGGUGCCUGGAGAAGGAAGCCUGUCCCUGCAGGCCGAGACCCGGGCUUGGUUCCAGAAGACCCAGGCCCACUGGCUCCUGCAGCAUGGGGCAGCCCCUGCCUGGUUCCAUGGCUUCAUCACCCGGAGGGAGGCAGAGAGGCUGCUGGAGCCCAAGCCUCAGGGAUGCUACUUGGUGCGGUUCAGCGAGAGCGCGGUGACCUUCGUGCUGACUUACAGGAGCCGGACUUGCUGCCGCCACUUCCUGCUGGCCCAGCUCGGGGACGGGCGCCACGUGGUGCUGGGCGAGGACAGCGCCCACGCGCGGCUGCAGGACCUGCUGCGGCACUACACGGCGCACCCGCUCAGCCCCUACGGGGAGACGCUCACCGAGCCCCUCGCCCGACAGACUCCUGAGCCUGCAGGACUUUCCCUGAGGACCGAAGAAUCAAACUUUGGAAGCAAAAGCCAGGACCCAAACCCCCAGUACAGCCCAAUCAUCAAACAGGGGCAAGCCCCAGUCCCGAUGCAGAAAGAGGGGGCCGGGGAGAAGGAGCCCUCCCAGCUGCUCAGGCCCAAGCCUCCCAUCCCCGCCAAACCUCAGCUGCCCCCAGAAGUCUACACAAGCCCUGUUUCACGACACCGCCCGGCCCCACCCCCCAAGCCCUCCAAUCCUAUUUACAACGAGCCUGAUGAACCCAUAGCUUUCUAUGCCAUGGGCCGGGGAAGCCCCGGGGAAGCCCCCAGCAAUAUCUAUGUGGAAGUGGAAGAUGAGGGCCUACCCGCCACCCUUGGGCACCCUGUCCUACGGAAGAGCCAGUCCAGGCCUGUCCCAGGAGGCCAGAAUACAGGUGGCUCCCAGCUGCAUUCUGAGAACUCUGUGAUUGGGCAAGGCCCUCCCCUGCCCCACCAGCCCCCACCCGCCUGGAGACACACCCUCCCCCACAAUCUUUCUAGACAGGUGCUUCAGGACAGAGGACAGGCAUGGCUCCCCCUUGGGCCUCCUCAGUAGGCGGUAAGUCUGAGCUUGGUGAGGAUAACUUGGAGCAUCAGGUCCAGAGACCUUCACACAGACCUGGCACCCUUCUCAGGAAAUGUGGAUGGAAUAAACCAUAGGUGUUCAAGGCUGGAAAGGAGCUCAGCCAUCAUCUAUUGCAAGUAUGGCAAAGAGGUGUCAUCUUGCAUGCCAACUCCAAUCCAUUGGUCGUGGCUGCCUAGAGUGCUGCAUUGGAAAGGAUGUUAAGGUCAUAUCUGAACUCAGCAGAAAAAAAGCACAUGAUUGAUUGGUGAUGUCUGCCAUGGGUAAGAGCGGGAGGAUGAGCAGCAUUACAUUUGUCCUUACUGAUCAAAUUCAACUCCCUCACUAUGCAGAAAAGAAAACAUAGCCUGAGAGGGACAGUGACUUGGCCAAGGUCAAGGACUAGAACCAGGCUUCCUGAUUCCCUCUUUAGUGCUCUGUUCCUUACCACACAUCCACAAACUCAAGUCCAUAGGAAACAUCAGAGAUUUCCUCAAACAGGAAGUCUGGCCACUUUCCAGAGUUCUACUGCAUGGAGGCCUGGGUGCUUGCUGGGUCCCCUCCUGUGGAUCCUGGCUUAACUCUGUCCCCCUGACAGGUCUGGCCUGACCCCCAACAAAGAAGCCUGGAGGUCAGAGAAGCAAAUGCGGAGGCUGCUCCCUCCUAAGAGAUCCCAAGAAUCCAAUGGCUCAGUCCUUGGUGAUCUAAGACAGCAAAGAAGUGUGCAAGGAGGGCCCUGUUGGCUCCCACUGUCCUGGUUUCUCUUCCUGGAGUCUAAUUUCCUUGGCCCUCCGAGCUUUUGAGUCUGGGCCCUGGUCCAAUGCUGCUGUUGUCUGAGGAAUGGUUUGGUGAGAACAGAUGUUAGAACUUGUUUGUUGAUUCUCGUCUGGCUAAUAAAUCAUCACCAACUGCCUUCCCCUACAGGG
Messenger RNA from Pongo pygmaeus (Bornean orangutan), 2222 nucleotides. It is a transcript of the gene SH2D2A, whose product is annotated as SH2 domain containing 2A. The transcript has 8 exons. NCBI's taxonomy places the organism in Eukaryota, Metazoa, Chordata, Mammalia, Primates, Hominidae. The coding region runs from base 121 to 1290 and encodes 389 amino acids. The record is from RefSeq and is a predicted model, not a curated record. Gene Ontology annotation, cellular component: cytoplasm.